AUGUCAGCCACUAGCCCGGAAGAUUUGAAAGAUAUUUUAGAUUUCGUCAAAGAAUCAGAUGGGACUUUUCUUUCUUCGCAUUGUGAGAUCAAACCUUCUAAGCUAGGUGGGUUAGGGGUAUUCAGCACUAAAGAUAUUCAUGAAGGCAGCGUUUUGUUACGUGUGCCCAAAUCCUCGAUCUUUUCUUCAUCCAAUUCCGCGGUUGCAAAUUUAUUAUUAGAUGAAGAAAUCGAUGGUAUGCUAGCAUUAAAUAUUGCAUUUAUCUAUGAAACUACCGUUUUCAGGAGCACUAGUCAUUGGUAUAAAUAUUUGAAAAGUAUCAAAUAUGAAGAUAAUGAAGGUACUUUGUAUUUACCUCCAAGCAUGUGGGAUGCCAAAGUGAAGAAGUGGUUGAAAGAUACUACUUUUGAUGCAUUACAUGAUGCAUUAAGUCCUCAGGAUGAAUUGCAAGAAGGUUUUGAAAUUGCAAUUAAUUUAGCCUUAAAAUGGGGAAAUGAUUUUGGUUUAGAAAUUCCAAAGGGGUUUUUAGAUGUUGAUAUUGAAGAUGAGAAAGAUGUCAAACUAAAGUAUUCAAGAUUUGUCGCUACAGCAUUUGCCAUAUCAUCCAGAGUUUUCGAAAUUGAUAAUUACCAUGAAAGUGCAUUGGUUCCAGUUGCUGAUUUGUUUAAUCAUCAUGUAUCUACCCCAAAUGUUCGAUUUAUUUCCCUGUAUGAAGUUUGUUAUAAAUGUGGUGAGCCUGGUAUGUGCAAACAUCUAAUAGCCGAGGAAGUUAUUGAAGAACAAAAGAAAGAAAAAUCUAUGGAAAUCAUAGAAAAUCCUUCUCAAGAUUCUAUAGUGGAUACGGAACUCAUCCAAUGUCUCGAAAAUGGUGAUUUUGAUGAAGAAGAUAACAGCAUGUCAGAAAAUGAAAAUAAUGAUAGCCAAGAUGAAGAUGACAAUGUUACUGAAGCUGCUAACGAUAUAUACGGCAAUAAAAUAGAUCCUGAAGAUUGUGUAGAAUUGGCUGUCGUAGUUCCAAUCUCUGAAGGGGAAGAAAUUUUUAACUCUUAUGGUGAAAUGCCGAAUUCAUAUCUUAUGGCUAGAUAUGGGUUCUGUGUUAGAGAAAACCCCUCAGACCUCCUAUAUCUUGGCAAACAACUGAUAUCAUUAGCAGCAAAGGAUAGGAAAAUUCACGAAAGAUUAGAUUUUUGGAAAAAUACUAUUUAUGAGCCAUUCAUAGAGUGGUAUCAACUUGAAAGAAAAGAGUCGGAAGAAGAUGAUGAUCAUGAAAUCUCUGAUUGUAAAGAUCAUGACCAUAGUACUCCUGCAAGUGCAGAAGAAUCGGAUGAAUAUUCAGAUAAUGAUGAAGAAAAUGACAUAGAGGAGUCUGUUAAGCCUUGGUUAUCCGAAAUAUGUCUUGAUUGUGAAGGAGAGCCAACUAUUUCACUCACAGCAUUAUCUAACUUGAUAUCGAUGAAAAAUACAGUGUACAAAAAUUUUGUCAAAAAAAUAGAAUCUUCGAAGGAGGAAGAUAACGGGAGAAAGAUUUAUCAAACUUUAAUUUCCACUAGAUCCAAUAAGGAUGUCAACACAUUUGUGAGAGCAUUAUUGAAAGAUGUGAGAAUCUUCAAGUUACCAAAAUCAAAAGACGAAUUACCAAAAGAUGUACAAGUCAGCGUUUUUGAAUCACUACUAAGUAUUUUAGCCGCUGAAAAUCGCAUGAUAGAAAUUGCCAAAAAUAAAUAUUUAUAG
This is a messenger RNA of Henningerozyma blattae CBS 6284, 1731 nucleotides long. It is a transcript of the gene RKM3, whose product is annotated as protein-lysine N-methyltransferase. The coding region runs from base 1 to 1731 and encodes 576 amino acids. Gene Ontology annotation, cellular component: nucleus. The record is from RefSeq and is a predicted model, not a curated record. Gene Ontology annotation, biological process: peptidyl-lysine monomethylation. The transcript has a single exon. NCBI's taxonomy places the organism in Eukaryota, Fungi, Ascomycota, Saccharomycetes, Saccharomycetales, Saccharomycetaceae. Gene Ontology annotation, molecular function: protein binding; protein-lysine N-methyltransferase activity.